GGUUCCUACUAAAUUGCAGUCACUGCAAUCUGUUGCUCAUCUCGAUUUUGAUUUAGAAAAGAACAGGUAUCAUCUGUAAUUUGGGACGACAAGGAUCAAGUAACCAUUUUUUUUUUUUUUUCGUGGGGUCCAUGCCUGACUUCAGCGACUUCAUAUCCCCAAAUGAAAAUCGAGUAUUUCAUUACUUACCUCAUCGUUGACGAGCUUCAAUCUCUGUUGUGUUUGUUAAUAAAUGGCUGCUUCUUCGUCUUAAUUAUAGCAAUCCUAAUUCCUAUAUAUGAAAUCCCUCGAGUUCUUCUCUUUUUUCCUUCUUGCUUAUAUAAAUGUACGUACUGGUAAUCUUGAUCAUUCAUGCGUCUGCAAUCUGAUUAGAAAAGAACAUGUAUCAUCUGUAACGCGUGGAAUUGGGCGAAAAAUAGGCCUUAUCCUACCGACAAAGAUAAGUAAUGAUCUCUUGCAAUUUCCAACCAUUGAAUUUCUUGGGUCCAUGCUUGACCUGGACUCUCCUUCAGCGACUUCAUAUCCCUAACUAACUAGCAAUCAGAAAAUUGAGUAUCUCAUUUCUUAAUUACCUCAUCGUUGACGAGCUUCAGUCUCUCUGGUAGUUCUUAAUGGCUGCUGCUUCGUCUUCAUCAUGUGAAGGCAGUUUCAAAUACGACGUUUUCAUCAAUUUCAGAGGCGAAGACACACGUAGGUGUUUCGUCUGCCAUCUUUACGAAGCUCUGAAACAGAAAGCACUCAACACCUUUAUAGAUUCGGAAGAGCUUAGAAAAGGCGACGACCUUUCGGAGCUACUCAAAGCUAUCCAAGACUCGAGGCUUUCGAUUGUAGUUUUCUCUAAAGACUAUGCCUCUUCUACAUGGUGCUUAAAAGAACUGGUCCAGAUCUUGGAGUGUGUGGAUACGCAGAAGCAGAAAGUGGUGCCGAUUUUCUAUGAAACAGAUCCUUCCGAUGUUCGCAAACUGAAGGGGAGUUUUGCAGAAGCUUUUGCAAAACAUGAAAGCGAUUCCAGUGUCGUCAACGAAGAGUUGGAGAGCUGGAAGUCCAGUUUAACGAGAGCCACCAAUUUAUCCGGUUGCGACUCCAGAAAUUAUCAGGAUGACGCUAAGCUUAUCAAGGAUAUUGUAGAAGAUAUUUUUGAGAAGUUGAUCCACAUCUCAGCUAGUAAAACAGAUGAUUUAGUUGGAAUGGAUUCACACAUAAGUGAAAUGGAUUUGUUGUUAUGUCCCGGGGUAAAUGAUUUUCGCAUCGUUGGAAUUUGGGGAAUGGGCGGCAUCGGCAAGUCAACCAUUGCUAGAGCUAUUUAUGAGAAAAUUGCUUGUCAAUAUGAGCACUGUUGCUUUCUUGAUAAUGUGAAGGAAGGCUUCCUAAAAAACGGUGCAAUACAUACGAAAGAAGAACUUCUGGGUAGAAUCUUGAAGGAAGAAAAGGGGAUGUUUGGCACAUUGGAUAGACGUUUCAAGAUGAUAAUGGAAAGACUAGGUAAGAAGAAAGUUCUUCUUGUUCUUGAUGAUGUGGACAAUUUAAGCCAAAUUGAAACAUUACUUGGAAAUAAACCUUUAUUUGGCAGUGGGAGUAGAAUCAUCAUAACAACUAGAAAUAAGCACUUACUAGGUGGACUUGUGAUAUACGAGCCCAAGUCACCUGGUGAUGCUAGUGCUCUUGAGCUCUUUAGGAAGUAUGCUUUUAGAACAGCAGAACCCUCAGAGGAGUACGAUCAUCUAUCAAGUCGUGUCAUAAGAUAUGCUCAUGGUUUGCCUCUGGCACUUAAAGUCUUGGGAGCUUCUCUUGAUGGCAAAAGUGUACGUGAAUGGGAAGAUGAGUUGCAAAAAAUAACCAAAAUCCAGCACAUUGGAAUUCAGGGUGUGCUUAGAACAAGCUUUGAUGGACUAGAUGAUUCACAGAAGAACAUCUUUUUAGAUAUUGCAUGUUUCUUCAAAGGAAUGAACAAAAACCCUGUAAUGAAGUUUUUGGAGUGUUGUGGCUUCUUUCCGCAUAGUGGACUACGAGUUUUAGUUGAUAGAGCUCUCAUAAGUAUAUCCCAGUAUGAUAGCAUCGAGAUGCAUGAUUUACUUCAGGAAAUGGGUCGAGAAAUAGGAACACUCAGUAGGGUGUGCAAUUAUGAAGAUAUUGAUCGUGUGUUAACUCAAAAUACGGCUACAGAAGCAAUUAAAGGCAUGACCCUAGACUUGUCCAACUCAGACGAGGUAUACUUAAAUACUGAAGCCUUUGUUAGCAUGAGGAAACUAAGAUUGCUUCAGAUUCAUGAUCAUAACAAUUACAUUGACCUUGAUGGCGAAUUUUUUGAGCGGUGCUUAGACUCUAACUGCAAACAACACGUGACUGGGGACUUAAAGUUUCUUUCUCAUGAGUUGAGGCUUCUCGUCUGGCAUGGAUGUCCCCUGAAGUCUUUGCCAUUUAAAUUUCAACCGAAGAAUCUUCUUUACCUUGACAUGUCUUAUAGUCACAUUGAACAACUUUGGGAAGGAACCAAGCUUAUGGAAAACGUGAAAUGCAUGAAUUUAAUUCACUCACAACGCCUUAUCAAAACCCCCGACUUCACUAAGGCAACAAAUCUUGAGAAACUGAAUCUUAAAGACUGCAUAAGUUUAUCGGAGGUUCAUCCAUCCAUUUCAGCUCUUAAAAACCUUGUUCAGCUGAAUCUAAGUGGUUGCAUAGAACUUAAGAGUCUCUCCAGCAGCAUUCAUAUGGAAUCUCUUCAAAUUCUUAAUCUCUCAGGCUGCUCAAGUCUUGAAAAGUUUCCAGAGAUUUCAGGAGUUAUGAAGGAGCUAUGGGAUCUUCGACUAGAUGGGACUGCAAUUAAGAAACUUCCCUCAUCAGUCAAUAAACUUAAGGGGCUUUUUUUUUUGGCCCUUACAGGAUGCAUACAUCUUAGAAGUCUUCCAAGCAUCAUUCAAAUGAACUCUCUUCGACUCCUUGAUCUUUCUGGUUGCUCACAUCUUGAGGAGUUUCCAGAGAUUUCAGAACAUAUGAAGGAGCUAUCUGGUCUUUAUUUAGAUAAGACUGCAAUUAAAGAGCUGCCAUCAUCUAUUGAAUUUCUUCAUGGGCUUGCUACAUUAAGCAUGACAAAAUGCAGAAGCCUUGUUUGUCUUCCAGUCGAGAUUUGUAAUUUGCCAUACCUUAAAGAGCUGUGCCUGGCUGGUUGCACAAAACUUUCUAACUUGCCUGAGAAAUUGGGGAAUUUAAAAUCCUUGAGAGAUCUUGCAGUAGAAGGAAGUGGUAUUAAACAACUCCCUUUCUCUAUCUUACAUUUGAGCAGGCUUAGUUCAUCAUUAUUAUGCAAUGGAUGUAAAGAAAUGACGGCACCCUUUUCAUCAUGGCCACUGUGGAUAAAAGCAGACCGCAGUUGCUCUGUUCUGGUACAUCUUGAUUUAAGUGACUGCAACCUGUUGGAAUUAUCAGAUGGUAUUGCUCAUCUCUCUUCUUUGGUAUCAUUAAAGCUGUGCAGAAACAAUUUGGAGAGCAUACCUGCAACAAUGAAUAUGCUUGAAAAGUUAACAGAUCUCGAUUUAGAAGGCUGCAACAGACUGAAAUCAAUACCAGAGCUCUCAUCAAGUAUAUGUUAUAUAGAUGCGCAUAAUUGCACGGCUUUGGAAAUAGUUUCCCCUGUAAAGCUUCUGCAUGAAGAUGGUUUUUGCUUCACAUUUUCUAAUUGCUUGAAGCUAUCGAGAAAAAAUCCAUUCAUAGAGAUUGUCGAAACUCAUUCUCAACAUCAGGAUACUCGACUGAAACAUCUUUUCGGUGGUAUGCACCUUCCCGAAAGUCAAAUUGCCCGUUGGUUCAACUCUCUUCGCAAGGGACUAUUAGUAACUCUUCCCGGAAGCGAAAUUCCCGAUUGGUUCAAUCAUCAGUGCAGGGGAUCUUCAGUAACUGUACGGCUACCACCGAAUUGGUUAUUUAACAAAUUAUUGGGGAUUGCCAUAUGCGCUGUCAGUAACCAGUGUGCUCAUAGUAAUGUAUCUCUUCAAUCUUCUUUAUGUUUUUGUACCUUCAAAGGAAAUCAUGGUCAGCGCAGUUUCAGAUUUCCGUUCCUCCAUGAGCGAUUCAGAACUGACAGAUUACUUGAGUCAGAUCACAUGUUCCUGCGGUAUAAAACUGGCCCAAUUCCAAUAGACUGGUACAAUGAUGAACACUACUACACUGAGGCAAAAAUUAGUAUUGUGGUAGACAAUGGAGUCUCCAGGAAUGAUUUCAUGACACUAAAAGUCUGUAGUUGCAUUACAAGUUGCGGGGUUCGUUUCUUUGAAAUUAAUCAUGAGGAAUUGCAGAAUCUAAGCACGCCUUCACCCGAAAUUAAUACUGACAGCUGCAGAUCGAUGACAAUCAGUGAGUACUGAAGGAAAGGAAGAGAGAAAGGAAGCUUAAGAAACUUGGAGAGAUUCAGAGGAAGGUGCAGAGAGAGAGAGAGAGAUUUGUUGGCUACCUUCUCGAUGACUUGGAGAAAGAGGCAGAAAGGGAAAG
Rosa chinensis is the source of this 4482-nucleotide messenger RNA. RefSeq names its product disease resistance protein RPV1. Gene Ontology annotation, biological process: defense response; signal transduction. The record is from RefSeq and is a predicted model, not a curated record. Gene Ontology annotation, molecular function: ADP binding; protein binding; ATP hydrolysis activity. The coding region runs from base 612 to 4358 and encodes 1248 amino acids. The transcript has 6 exons. Lineage: Eukaryota; Viridiplantae; Streptophyta; Magnoliopsida; Rosales; Rosaceae.